Fomitopsis serialis is the source of this 2017-nucleotide messenger RNA. RefSeq names its product organic solute transporter Ostalpha-domain-containing protein. Lineage: Eukaryota; Fungi; Basidiomycota; Agaricomycetes; Polyporales; Fomitopsidaceae. The coding region runs from base 5 to 1915 and encodes 636 amino acids. Gene Ontology annotation, molecular function: transporter activity. The record is from RefSeq and is a predicted model, not a curated record. Gene Ontology annotation, biological process: transport. The transcript is spliced from 3 exons.
GCUCAUGCUGCUGCACGGCCGCUCGCCCAAGUACCCAGUCUUUCCUGGGAAUAUCUUCUGGCGAGAAGUGGAUGUCAGUGAUCCCCACACGUUUCUGUUCCUGAAACGCGGCGUAAUUCAGUACGUACAAGUCAAACCGAUACUAGCGGUCGCCACGAUCAUUCUCAAGCUCGUGGGCAAGUUCAACGAGGGCAACCUCCGCGCUAACUCCGGGUAUCUCUACGUGAGCGUUGUGUACAAUUGCAGCAUAUGCCUAGCUUUGUAUUGUCUCGCAAUAUUCUGGAUGUGCGUCAGCGAAGAUCUCAAACCAUUCAGGCCGAUGCCGAAGUUCCUCUGUGUGAAGGGCAUUCUGUUCUUCUCCUUCUGGCAAUCCCUCCUCAUCUCUAUCCUCGUGGCCGCCGGGGCGAUCACGAAGCUCGGGCCGUAUACAGACAACGAGCACAUCUCGCUCGGGCUCACGGACACGCUCAUCUGCCUCGAGAUGCCGCUCUUCGCGAUUGCGCACAUGUACGCGUUUUCGACGCGGGAUUUCGUGGACCCGCGCUCGUCGUUCGUCGCGCGCAUGCCCGUGUUCUACGCUGCGCGUGACGCAUUUGGGCUCAAGGACGUCGUGGAGGACUGUAAAGUGACUCUUCGCGGGGAGGGCAUGGACUACCGCGAGUUCGAACCCAGUGAAGGGUUUAUACAUCAGGGCGCGGGUCGUGAUAGGCGGAUCAGAGCGGGCCUGCGGUAUAGCCAAGGCGGAAAGAAGAAGUACUGGCUGCCCCAGCGGGCGCAAGGUACCCGUCCCGCAGGCAGUGUCGAGCGGACAGUGAAUCGUGCAGUGCAGCGCGUCGCUGGAGAGGAUGAGACGGAGGACGUCUAUGCCCCUCUACUCGCUGAUCAGGCCCAGGAUGUCGUGCACACCGCGCCCGACCUGCGCUCGCCCACCGGGCAGGCAGAGCUCGGCCUCUUCGACUCUGAGCCGCUCCAGGACGAGGGGUUCGGGCUGCAGUUCGGCGACAUCGACGACGCGGACGAGGCGCUCUACAGCCACAGCAAGAAGUACGUGUUUGGGGACUACCUCUAUCCAUGCGUGGACGUGAGCUCGGAGGCGGCGCGCAAGACGAUGUGGGACGAGGAGGAGCGGAUCCUGCGCGACGAGCGUGGCGCGUACUUCUCGCCUAUGCUCGGGCCUGGGCGCAUCCUCGGGCAAGCGCGCCAGAGCUAUGGCGCGAUGGGGAACUUCCAAAGGGGUGUUGUGCGCGAGCGGGUGACCUCGGAUACUUCGGACGGAUCGAGGGGCAAGGGCAAGACGAGGGCAGGGCGGGAAGUGGUCAUCGACAAGGAGCAGGAUCGGGUGCCAGAGGCGAACAUGGGCGAGGUCAGGCUACGGUGGACGAACAGCCAAGACCGCGUAGCUUCGCAGUCUCCUCGCGUCCGGACGUCCUCGGCCACUGCACGGCCUGCAGCCAUGAAGCCAACCUCGUCGGGAUCAUCAGGGAGCAGUCCUGCAGUGAAGCACCCUCCGCCGUCACCUCGCAAAGAGACUGAGCGACCUGUGUUGCCGCCGGACGCGGUGGACCUCAUCGUGGAAGACCCGCACGCGGCCGAGGAAGAGCAGACCCACGAGCGACGGAAGGGAGAACCUGCCGUGCGCGGAAAGGCGUUGCACAAAGUAUACCGGAGAGGGUACGUCGUGGGCGACAGACGGGGACGGGAGGAGGGCGAGGUCGAAGUAGCGAACGCUGCGACGCCGUCGCCGGACGAACAGCAAACCAUCUUUGAGGUCGGCGAGGACGCGGACAGUGUGAUGAAUGCGGAGGAGCGGGCUGUCGAGGAGGUUACCGUCGCGAAGGCGGAAACACCACCCCCGCACGCGAGACCGAUGCUCUACAGUCCAGAGCUUCUCGAUGACGAGAAUCCGUGGGCAUAGUACGUCCAGACAGUGUUCUAUCAUCAGUUCAGUUAUGUGUUUCUCGCUGAUGUACUUUACAUACGUAAGGGUGGAGGGUGCAAUAUCAUUAUUCGAGUAUUC